AUGGGCUCUGGAGACGGUCUGAGGAUGAUCGCUGUGCUGGUUGGAGUCUUUGCGGUUUUGACGGUAGAGAGUGAUAAUGCAGAUGCAGGUGAACUGAGGGACGACAUACCUGACAUCAACAGAGACUUAAGACACCUGUUUGAGGGAGACAUCGCUGGUGAUCCCGGCAGAAAUGCAAUCCUCGAUGAAACAAGAAGAUGGAAGUUUCCCAUCCCCUACAUCCUGACUGAUUCUUUAGAUCUGAACGCUAAAGGUGUGAUCCUCCAGGCUUUUGAGGAGUACCGUUUGAGAUCCUGCGUUGACUUCAAGCCGUACGAGGGAGAGAGCAGCCACAUCUCCUUCACCAAGCUCUCUGGAUGCUGGUCGUAUGUUGGAGAUGAUAAAACCGGCCAGAAUGUGUCCAUUGGGGCCAGGUGUGACACUAAGGCCAUUGUGGAGCACGAGCUCCUCCACGCUCUGGGCUUUUACCACGAACAGUCUCGCUCAGACAGAGACGACUAUGUGAAGAUCUGGUGGGACCAGAUUGAAGAAGGGAGGGAGCACAACUUCAAUAAGUACGAGGACGACUUCGUCACUGAUCUGAACACGCCGUAUGACUACGAGUCCAUCAUGCACUACAGGCCGCUGUCUUUCAACAAGAACGAGAGCAUCCCCACAAUCACCACCACCAUACCGUAUUUUAAUGAGGUCAUCGGCCAGCGGCUGGACUUCAGUGCUGUUGACCUCAUCAGGCUCAACCGCAUGUACGACUGUGCCAGUACACACACUCUCCUGGACCAGUGCUCAUUUGAGUUGAUCAACAUCUGUGGGAUGAUCCAGAACGAGCAAGACAACGCAGACUGGGUCCAGACGUUGAGCAGUCCAGCUGAUACUGAUCACACCCUGGUGGGGCGCUGCAGAGAUGCUGGCUACUUCAUGAAGUUUGACACGUCCUCUGGUGCAGUUGGCAGCAGUGCUUUGCUGGAGUCACGUAUCCUCUACCCCAAAAGAGACGAACAGUGUCUGCAGUUCUUCUACAAGAUGACCGGAGAAGCUGGGGACAAACUGGUGAUAUGGAUCAGGACUGAUGAUGGCACAGGGAACGUGCGCAGCGUCAGGAAAAUCCACACCAUCACUGGUGAUGGAGAUGAUUCCUGGAAAAUAGCCCACGUGACUCUCAAGGUGACAGAGAAGUUUCGCUAUUUCUUCCAAGGCAUCAGAGGUCCAUCCAACUCCUCGGGCGCCAUCUUAAUCGAUGACAUCACUCUUACAGAGACUAGUUGCCCCAGUGCUGUCUGGCAAAUCCACAACUUCACCAGCCUCCUCGCCACCAUUCCUGCUGGCAGUCCAGUGAAAAGCAAGUGCUUCUACAACUCGGAGGGCUACUCAUUCGGCAUCAGUGUUUACCCGAAUGGACGAGACAGUGUCUACCCAGACUACGUCGGCAUGAGCUUGCAUCUCUGCAGUGGGGAAAAUGACGCAGUGAUGCAGUGGCCAGCUGAAAACAGGCAGGCGACCAUCGUUGCCGUGGAUCAGGACCCUGAUGUGAAACUGAGGAUGUCCUCUACAAGAAGCUUCACCACAGGCACUCACGCCCGCUGGAACAAGCCAACAGCUGCUUCAGGGGCAGUGUUUGAUGAGAGCUGCAACUGUUACCGCGGCGACGACUUUGGCUGGAGCACAUUCAUGUCUCACAAGCAUCUGCACAGAAGGAGCUUCCUCAAGAACAAUGACCUCAUCAUCACUGCUGAAUUCAAUGAUUUGACCCACCUGAUCAAGACUGAGGUGCCCGUCAAACCUGCUGCACUGAUUGAUGACAUCACAGAUGAGGAGGAGCCAAUCAGUGAGGUGGAAGUGAGGCCGGAGGCUCCAAAACACAGAGAGGCACGAGCUGCCAACCCCUGUUAUCCCAACCCUUGUUUUAAUGGAGGCGUGUGUGUGGAGAGUGGAGGGGAAGCAUCAUGCAGGUGUGCAACAACCCAGACCACCUACUACAGUGGCAAAACAUGUGAGCGACUGAACAUGGACAGAAGCAUUCUGGGAGCUCUGGUUGGUGGCGCAGCCGGGAUGGUGGUUCUUACACUGGCCAUCUUCACUGUCAUUAGGAGAGCCCAGUGAAA
Messenger RNA from Seriola aureovittata, 2099 nucleotides. RefSeq names its product meprin A, alpha (PABA peptide hydrolase), tandem duplicate 2 (gene mep1a.2). Bases 1 to 2097 code for a protein of 698 amino acids. Gene Ontology annotation, molecular function: metalloendopeptidase activity; protein binding; zinc ion binding. The record is from RefSeq and is a predicted model, not a curated record. Gene Ontology annotation, cellular component: membrane. Lineage: Eukaryota; Metazoa; Chordata; Actinopteri; Carangiformes; Carangidae. Gene Ontology annotation, biological process: proteolysis. The transcript has 13 exons.